Molecule: messenger RNA, 1380 nt
Organism: Symbiodinium sp. CCMP2456
Lineage: Eukaryota; Dinophyceae; Suessiales; Symbiodiniaceae
Source: the annotation of a GenBank genome assembly
AUGAAGUCUCCGGGGCGGGCCGAUUUGCAGGACUUGAGUGUUGACCUCUUCGAGCGGUACAAGGAGUACUUGUUGGGGGAUUCUGUCCAUAAUCUCCAGGCGAGGGAUGCCUCUGACAACGUCAUUCACACCCCUCCAUGGCAGCUGGUCCUUGCAUAUGAACAGGCCAUCCGCAAACAGGCUUUCCACUACAUGGUUGCCGAUGGGUCUCCCAUGGGGGCCUCUUGGGAGCGGGCUUGGAAAGAUCCUGUGACUAAGGAACGACACUUCUCAACUCCGCUCUCGCUCUACUCCAAGCGUAAGCCCGAUGGCAACAUCAACAUGCCGCCCAGUCGCCCAGGCAGACUUGGAUCCCUCGGCCACCGGGAAAGGGGCAAAAGGGCGCAAAGGGUGCCAAGGGGCGCGGACGUGGGGGCCGCUCCUUCUGCGGCCACAAAGACUGGGGAGCCAAUCUGCUUCAGGUACAACACCGAGGAGGGUUGCUCCCUCGCCAACUGCAAGUUCAAGCACAUUUGCAGCCAUUGUUUCGACCGCAACCGCAACUUCGUUGGGUGUCCAAAGCGGAAGCCUGCCGAUACGGAUUCUUUGCCUGUUCUGCGGAAAGCAACGUCGGCGCUCGUUGGAAUCUUGGCUUACAAAGUUAUCACCUUCCUACAGGCUCCCGCUCAAGGAGAUUUCUUGAUAGGACUCCGCUGGGCCGAGCGUCGCAAGGUCAAGCUGGGCAACAACCUGGCCGACUUCUCCAUGCGAGCCGCUGCGGCCACUCUGGACUUGGGCAAGGCCUGCUUACUUUUGGAACAACCGGAUCUGGGUGCCGUGGCGCCUGGGUUGCGCCCUUCUUCCAUGUGGGCACGGCCUUCCUUUCGAGCCAUCGCUGGACAUUGCAAUGCGCGGCACGUCGUCUUCCACCAGGCGGACUUUGGGGCGAGCUAUCCCAAACCUACUCGGCUCCUGCUUCGCACCACGCAGCCACUGCUGCCGUUCAUGCAGACUGGGCUUCCGGAGUUUGAUGAGGCUGGCUUCUAUCGUGGACCCUUGCCGCGACGUGCUACGUCCACUCGGAUGCAGCCGCGCUCUGGUGCUCCAUUUGCCACGACAGGUACGGAGCAGUGGCCUUCCGGACUCUGCAAAUGGGUGGCACAAUCCAUCCUCGCGGAUUUCGUGGCCUCGAGCUCUUCUACUAGCGAGGGGGAGAUCCAGGACUUGGAGCCCGAGUCCACGGAUGAGGACGAUGAGCAGGUGGGGGACCAGGAGAAAAUCUUCCGCUUCGAGCCGCCCACAAAUUUUGAGCUUCCUGACGAGACCCGCGUCAGAGAGGCCGCGGAGGACAUCGGGGGCCGGCGGUCCUUUACCACUGGGGCCUUUGUUCAUGGUGACACC